Molecule: messenger RNA, 2900 nt
Organism: Oncorhynchus tshawytscha (Chinook salmon)
Lineage: Eukaryota; Metazoa; Chordata; Actinopteri; Salmoniformes; Salmonidae
Product: calcium-binding protein 1
Exons: 9
Coding region: 346-1671 (441 amino acids)
Molecular function (GO): calcium ion binding
Source: RefSeq, a predicted model, not a curated record
UCCAUUUCCAAAGCCACCCAAAUUCACUGAUGCGUUCUGCGCGUGUAUAGAAGCGACUGAUUCGUCACUUCGUAUGACACGUAGCCUCGCAUCUAUACAAUAGAGCGAGCAGGUGGCAUUCAGAACUUUAUCAUUUCGCAGUGGGUGGGUGUUCCUAGUUUGCACUGUAGCCUAGGCUGUAGAGACGCGCGAAUAGGUUACUGAGAGGGGAUCCAAUAGACUGCCCUGACUACACAGUAUACCGGCUAAAUGCCCAGCACCUGCAACUGUCUUCACACGACCUUCAGUCUUGCCCUGGUAUCUGCACAAAGUAAUACAUCAAGGUAAAAAGAACAGCACACAGCAAUGAGCUCCUCUCUUCCCAAGAGCGAAUCUACGACCUCUCUGUUGAGAUCCUCAGCGGUACCGGUGAGUCGCAGAUCCGCACAUCAUUCCGAGCAUCAUGGGUCGCGCAGCCACCGCAGUCACCAUCACCAACCCGAAGGAGGUAGCGGUGUACCUGACGAGCCGUGUUGGAGCGAUGAGUGCGAGGCAAGCGCGCGCAGACCGCUUUGUCAACCGAGGCAUGCCGGUGGCAGGACAGACAGGAAUGGAGGUGAUAAACGGGGACAUUCCCACCACUUCCAACAACACAGCAACCACUACGAUGACGGCUACAGACAGGAAGAAAUGAGAGAGCGGAUGGAUCGCAGUGGGAAAGACCGCAGUAAGUCGUCCAGACACCUCCACCCACACCACCACCAUCAUCACAACACCUCCAAAUGUGACCUGCCGCCUGCGCAUCACCACGGGAACGCACGUCCGGACCGGAGGUCCUCGCCAACUCCAUCCUAUACAAAACAAUCCGACGACACUGCGUACUUUUUUGAAUCAAAGGACAGAAUAAUUGCUGGGUCGUCCACGAGUUUAAACUCUGACCCACCGGUAUCGUCCACGCCAGUGCCCGGUCCCCUUACCAGCCGCACCGCCAAAAGACUCAGCACAGCUCCACCCGAACAUGACUCAAAUCUGCAUCCGAUAGUGAAAUCAGUCUUCGGGCAGGACCAGAAGAAGAACUACAGAGCAGUGCAGUCCUGUGAGGAGGGGACUGGGGGGGCCUAUCUUGAGCCACUAGUUGCUAUGGCUCAGAAUGGAGGCAACAUGCACAACGUACUGGGGCCUGCCUGCAUCUUUCUACGCAAGGGCUUCGCUGAGAGCCGGCAGGCUAAGAAGGAUAGAGAGCUGAGGCCGGAGGAGAUGGAUGAGUUGCGCGAGGCUUUUAAAGAGUUUGACAAAGACAAAGAUGGCUUCAUUGGCUGUAAAGACCUAGGCAACUGCAUGAGAACCAUGGGCUACAUGCCUACUGAGAUGGAGCUGAUAGAACUGAGCCAGCAGAUCAACAUGAACUUGGGAGGACAUGUGGACUUUGAGGACUUUGUGGAGUUGAUGGGGCCCAAACUUCUGGCUGAAACAGCAGAUAUGAUCGGGGUCAAGGAGCUAAGGGAUGCUUUCAAAGAGUUUGACACAAAUGGUGAUGGCCAGAUCAGCACAUCUGAACUCAGAGAAGCAAUGAAGAAACUUUUAGGUCAACAGGUUGGUCAUAGAGACCUAGAGGACAUCCUACGGGACAUUGACCUGAAUGGAGACGGCCAUGUCGACUUUGAAGAGUUUGUGCGCAUGAUGUCUCGCUGAGUGUAGGUCAUGAUGCCGACUGGUUCCUUUCCUGGUAAGAGAGGAUGAGAAGGAGAAGAAGAAGUGAAGGAGAGGCAGUGAUGGCAGAGGCCUUACCGACAGACCUCUUACCUCAGACUUCUGAACUACAGAAGGAGAAACGACAUAUCAACCCCGCUCUGCUACUGCCACAUCUGAAGACAUGCACAGAAGCUGAAGGAACAACAUCAGUGAUCAUGAUGAUGCUGUUACUGCUGUCUCUAAGAGCAAAACAGAACAACAGCCAGCCUCCCACAGUUUUACAUUGUACAUUUCAGAUAUUAGAGAAAACAUAUCUAGGUGUUUACAGGGUCUAAAGAGCAAUGUGAUGUUUGAGCUACUUACACUCAUUGCAAUGGUUGGUUAAUGCUGUAGCAAAGUAAAGGAGACACAUUUACAUUUUCAACACUUUCUUACUUAUGCCAACGUCUCCUAUAACUAGUCUAAAGCAGCAUAUUCCCCUCUGGGACUUUGGACUCCUAAAAUAAACUUUUUAGUGGCAAUAUUAUUAUAUCAGUGUACCAACUCUCAAAAUAUGUGUUGUUUGUGUGUGCGUUCAUGUGUGUUUGUGCACCUCAAUUAUCCUUUCCUGUAAGAUUUCAUAUGUCUUAAGCUACUGUACAGUUAGUGUCAAACCCAUGGCAUAUGCUGGCUCUAUCUUGAAUUACAUGCCAUGUAUUACCACGGAUGCACUUUUUUAGAUUUUAUUUUUAUCAACACAUAUCGAGUUACAUUAUACGAGUUUUGAACAUAGAUGGGUACCUGCUUUGAUAAAUGGAAGGUCUGUUUCUUGAGAACCGAAUACUCUGGGGAAUGCGGUAGCAAUCAUAAUUAAUUGGUUUCUUCGGGCCAACCCUAUACACAGUUUUGCACAUUGUCUUGCAUGAAUACUAAGAAUGCAUGCUCCACUUAUGAUUUAACCAGACACACUGUCACUCCCCAUGCAAAUAAACAAUGUGCACCACAAACAAACAUAUACACAGUAUAUUAUUGUGGUGAUCAACAUAACACUGGAUCCUGUGUGAGAAUGUGUGUGUGUGUGUGUAUUUAUGUACUGAUGAGAGUGUUUAUGUAUGAGUGCUUGUGUAUUUUGUUGUGCGAGUCUCCCUUAGGCAGUCUUAUUUGUGACUUUGCAUGUGUCUUCCUUGUGUGAUUCUAUGCAUGCCAAAUAGUAAAACAAUUUGUAGCAUAGUAGAUGAGAAUAAAGAUUU